This is a messenger RNA of Schistosoma curassoni, 2284 nucleotides long. The record is from the annotation of a GenBank genome assembly. Lineage: Eukaryota; Metazoa; Platyhelminthes; Trematoda; Strigeidida; Schistosomatidae.
UUCAAGGUUUUCUCCUGGUGCGGGUAACUUGAAGACGACUCCUAGUGGUACUCAAUCCGAUUCUAUGUGUGAUGGAGGCAAAAACAAGCGAGUUUCAUCGACUUCAUAGGAGACUGCGUAGUGACGAGGAUGAUAAAUGGGAUUGUAGUGUAUGUACCUACAUAAAUCCCAAAGAAUCUUAUAAGUGUGAAAUAUGUCACACCAGGAAAGGAACUUCUACAAGGAAACCAAGAUUGAAUACUCAGGUAGUAGAACAGCAACAGUUAAUUGCUCAAACUAUACUAAAAGAAAAGGAUGAUGAACAAAAAAAGAAAAGAGAAUCUAAAUGCAAGCAGUCUGUAUCCAGUAACUUUCGGUUGAAACACUUUGAUCGAUCCUCACCAUUACUUUUCGAAAUCUUCGCAAAUGGCUAUAGCGUUAUUAUCACUGAAUUCCAACCCAAAUCAAUAAAAUCAAAUGUUAGGAGCUUUUCAGAAAGUCCUGCUCCUUCUAACUGCUCAUCUCAUCAAGGUUUCGGACCCAACCCGAAUACUUUAGCCGAUGAUAUAUCGUCAACAGACUCACUGACCAAUGUGCCUAUUAACCCACGGCCACACCAUCUUUCGGAGUACGAGUUUAACGAUCCAAUUGAUAUUAAGCCUCCUAAAAUUUCCGAAUAUCCAUCAAAGCCUAGUUUUGGUAUGACAAGAUCUGGUCCAUCACCAGUUGAGGAGCCUAUGCGCCCUUGUAGAUCGUACUCACCUGCAUCCAGUUCUGCAGGAGGCAACACACUAAGCAGAGCAAGCUCACCACCUAACUCAAUUGGUCCUUGCCUGUUUGAUGUAAAAAAAGAACAAGCUGCUCUUGAGGCUGAACAAGCCGCUCAUGAUGGUGAUGAUGAGUGUGAAGAAGAAGAAAACAUUCCUAAAGCUAGCUUAUCUACAGAACCGAAGCUCUGCUCUCGUGAAACCAAACAAUCCAGGCGGUCCGUUUUACGAACUGUCUCUUUGAAUUCAUCUUGUUCAUCUCAGAGCCGCCGAAGUCACCGAGAAGAUAGACUACGCUGUGCUUCCUCUAUGUCACCUUUAAAGCGAAAGAAACUGACUAGUGGUUCUAGUCGCGGUAAUUGCAUAGGUUUAUCCUCUCUUCCACGUGGUUGUCAGUCAAAAUGUAGAAUAUCAAAAGAAAUAAACUCUUUAAUGUCUCCUACUAGUUACCGUUCCUUACGUAGUGGCAGCGACAAGUAUGUCGCUAAUGUAACAAAAUCCAAAAAAUCAUCAAAACGAUUCAAGAAGUUUUCUAGUCAAUUGGAUGCAAACUUAAAACCACAAAAACGUCAACGAUUUGAAGAAUUACCGAAGUCUAAUUGUAAACAGCGACUGCAAAAUGGACAAGAGUAUGAAGAGUCUAUAAUGGCAAACGAAAAAGUUGUCUACAAUAAGAGUUCUUUUUCCAGUAAUAUCAAUUGUAGCAUCUCUACUAAUCAUUACACUUUUCCUGAUGAUGAACCAAAAAUACAUUCAUCACCAGAUCAUAAAGAUUCUACUUGCUCUGUAUCUAUAUCCCAGACACAUCCACGUUUAUCAACAGAAUCUAAAAACACCAGUGCAAUGACAGAUAGCAGUGGAGCUACUGCCUUAGAAAUGUCUAGCUAAUUAAUUUCUCUUCUGUUUUGUUUCUUUUUCUAGGAAUUAUUUUCGUGUGAUGAUAGUUUUUACUCUGAUUGUAUAAAAUUGUCUAAUUUGUUUCCUUUACUACCGUUUUUUUAAAGAAAGUAACUAAUCAUUAUAUUUCAUCGAGAGAUUCUACUUCAAAUACUAAAAUAUUAAAAUGAUGCACUAAAUAUGGUCUAAUGUCUGCUAUGUAUGAAAUGUAUUUAAUGCAAACCUGUCAUAUCUUGUUGUUGUAUGUAUCAAAUAAGAAAUAUCUAUCAAUAAAGGAAGUCACUCUUUAGUGCCUUUAAUACUUUAUACACGUACUGUAACAAUUACACUUUUUAAUUAUUCGAUAUUUACCGUGUUGUAAAUGUACAUAUAUUAUCAAUUUUUUUUUAAAAAGUCAAAUAUGUGAAUAUUCAUGUAGGUGUAUUAUAUUUCUGUAUUUUUAACUUUCCUCUUUGUUUUUGUUCACAUUUCACAUUCAACGAAGGCAAUGUGCUGUGCACAUAUUUAUGGUCUCCAAUUAGAAUAUUUAUUGUUUAGCUACCAAUUAUAAUGUUAAAAAUUCUUCGUUUAUUUCACUCUACCAGGUUUUUUUCAGAAGUUUCUAUUACUAUUUUUACCAUUAUUAUUAUUAUUAUUAUUAU